AUCUCUUAUAUAUCUUCUUAUCAAUAGUACUCUCUCUCUCACUCCCUAUACUUAAAUAUAUAUAUUGAUGAUUAUCUUUUUUUUGGAAAAAUAUUUAUUUUCAGGAUGAAGAAGAGUUCCGGUGAAACGACGUCGUCUAAUAAGCUUGACCGUAAGACAAUAGAAAAGAACAGAAGAAUUCACAUGAAAGGUCUUUGCUUUAAGCUUGCUUCCCUCGUCCCUUCCCAUCACCCUAAGGAAAUGUUGACUCAACAAGAUCAGUUAGAUCUUGCAGCAUCGUAUAUAACCCAAUUGAGAGAAAGAAUAGAUAAGUUAAAGAAGCGAAAGGAAGAAGCAAUAAUGAUGCCCCCACCAACGUCGUCAAUAGCAUCAAAAGUAGGGAUUAAUAGUGGUGGUUGUAGUAGCAGUAGUGGUGGUGAUAAUAAUAAUAAUAAUAAUAUGAUGAUUAAUAGAAACUACGUCGUUUUAGACGAUGCGAUGAGACCAAGGACGACCAAGAUGACGAUGUUGCCUGUAAUUGAGUUAAAGGACAUGGGUUGUAGCAUAGAAGUGGUUUUGAUAAGUGGAUUACAUAAGAAUUUCAUGUUGUAUGAAAUUAUAAGUGUUCUUGAGCAAGAAGGAGCUGAAGUUGUCAGUGCUAGUCUUUCUGUUGUUGAUGACAAAAUUUUCCACACACUUCAUGCCCAGGUGAAGCUUUCUAGGGUUGGAGUUGAGACCUCAAGGGUAUGGCAGAGACUUCAGGACUUGAUAUACUGAUCAUCGAUAUGGAAAAUAAUAAUAAUAAUAAUAAUAAUAAUAAUAUAUAUGGUUGAGAAAUUUGUCAAAGAAAAAACUACAUAUAUAUGGUAGAGAAAAUUUUGAAGAUAAUUUUUCUCUGGGCAACUGAAACAUGUAUCUGCUAAGAGCUCGUACGUGGAUUAGGACUAAGUAGUACUAAUAGUAUUUAUAUAAUAUAGAUAAUAUAUAUCAUAUUAUAAAUAUACAGUAUAUAUAGAUUACUGAUUAAUGAGUAGUGUUGGGGUUUUUAGUUUUCAUAGUUUCAUAUAAAUGAUUCUAUGAACCUCACACAUCAAUUUUAAGGCUGAGAAUACUGCGUCAAAUUAUAUUAAGUAGAGAGAUGUAGUUUCUUAGUCAUGAUGUAAUUAAACAAUUAUUCACUAUAAUUAGUUAAUAAUUUUCAGUUUCAUCACAUAAAAUGCAAUUGAGUAAUUUAAGCUGGA
Messenger RNA from Cannabis sativa, 1220 nucleotides. RefSeq names its product transcription factor bHLH162. Gene Ontology annotation, biological process: regulation of transcription by RNA polymerase II. The coding region runs from base 106 to 756 and encodes 216 amino acids. NCBI's taxonomy places the organism in Eukaryota, Viridiplantae, Streptophyta, Magnoliopsida, Rosales, Cannabaceae. Gene Ontology annotation, cellular component: RNA polymerase II transcription regulator complex. The record is from RefSeq and is a predicted model, not a curated record. The transcript has 3 exons. Gene Ontology annotation, molecular function: RNA polymerase II transcription regulatory region sequence-specific DNA binding; protein dimerization activity; DNA-binding transcription factor activity, RNA polymerase II-specific.